UGGUCCUAAUAGUUGCGGCCACUGCAGGGUUCCCACAGUCAUGUGAUCUUGAUUCAGGUGCUUAGCAACUGGCUUAAAAUCACAAUAUUCCAACAUUCUGCAGUCAUAUGGUCACCAUUUGUAACCUUCACAGCCAGCUUUUGAGAAGUCAAGUUAAUGGGGAAGCUGGCAGGGCAUUGUAAAUGGUGACCCAAGGACGCCUCAACAAUGUGGGAUUCACCUAAUGACAGCAACUGAGAAUGCUUGAACUGCCUUUUCCAACCAUGUCGCUUAGCGAUGGAAUUCCCUCUCAGUUAUCAUUGGUAAGCAAAGACAGCCUGUAAUAAUGUACAGCAAUCUCUGAAAUAUUGGGAAUAUUAAUGCUGCUUUCUAUGAAAGGUUGGAUGGGUCUCAGAAAUAAUUGAUUUUUGAUCUACAGUAUUAGAGUCAGUCCUACCGAUUAAAGAAAAAUCAGGGUCAGUCAUUUGAGACAUCAGUAUGUUGCCCCUGACUAAAUUUUAUAAAAUUUAUAGUAUUUAAAAAAUUUAUGCCAGAAGGAAUAAUGGUAGAUAAUUUGUACUUUGUGUACACAUGGGCAGCACAAUCUAAAGCUUUCUCUUAAAGUUUUGCAACCUAUUGCCUGGUUAAGCAAGAUCAUGGUUGUAUUGGUAGGACCAGAGUGAGGUUGAGAGCUAUUUUAUGAGGUGAGGCAAUGGCUAAUUGAAUUUAAACAAGUGCUUCUGUGUUUGGCAGAAAAAAACCAGGCAAUAGCUGCUUUUUUACACAGAUGUUCAGAUAGUGAUGUUUGUAGAAUUGCUAACUUGUUUCAUUAUUUCAUUUUAUUGAACAUUUUGAGGAAAUUUUGUAUAUAGCUUUUUUUUAAUUGAGCAGAUGGGUGAUAUAUAAGUUCAAUAAAUGAAUACAUAUAUAAAUAUACAUUAUUUGAGAUACUUAGGAUCUUUAAGAAUAAACAUAUAUGGAAUAAUAAUAGAAGGUUUUAAUAAUUGAGGUUUUCUGAUAGAAACUUGAUAUUCUGAUUGAAUAAAUUAAAUAUAGUCUAUAAGGCUCCAAACCAAGAAUAACACUUGGCAGUAUUUCCAAGCUGAAUUCUUUACUGUUUCACAAAAUCUUGCCACACUGAAGACUCUAUUACCUACAACUACAACUUAGUCUGUGAACUUCUGUAUUACAGGGAGGCUUUCUUCAGCCUCUUUCUCUGACACAUGAUAUCUGGGCUGAGCUGAUAUUGUUACUCUUCUGGAAUGCACCCCUUCCCUCUUGGGGAUCCACCUUAUUACUUUCUGUCACAUAGUUAACAACUAUAGGUUAACAACUGCUGUGUUUAGUGACUAUUUGAACCUACAAUGGCACUGAAAACGUAGCUUUGCAGUUGUUUCUCAAACUUACAACAAUCACAGUGUCCUGUGGUCACAUGAUCACCAUUUGCAAGCUUCACAGCUAGCUUUCAACAAGCAAAAUCAGUGGAGAAGUCAGCAGUCAAUUAUAAGUUGUCGUCAUAUGAUGUUGCACUUAAUCACCACAGCAGAACUGUCAUAAAUUUGUUUCAGUCUUCUGAUAUUUCUAUUAAUGAAUGCAUCACUUAGUUAUGAAGUUGCCAGUCCCAAUUACAAUAGUUAAGUGAGGACUAUCUAUAUAUGUUAGCAUAUCAUGAAAUAAUAUCUGAAAGUCAAUGAAGAUAUUUUCAUCCUAUCAAAAGGAUAUUGGUGGCAGCUAAUUUUAACAAGUUAUGUGAUUAUUAUUUGAGAACCAAUUGAAGUUUUUCUGUAAUCUUUUAGAGCAGCUUAAUAUACAAUAGAUUGCUGUAAUUAAAAUGUGAUGUUCUGAUAGCUUUUGAAAUUCCUAGGAAGUUUUAGAGCAGUAUUUUUAAAACUUGGGAUAUUUAAGAUGUGUGGAUUUCAACUUCCAUUGGCAGGUUGGGGAAUGCUGAAAAUUGAAGUCCACAUAUUUUAAAGUUACCAAGUUUUAAAAACUGUUCUAGAGCAUUCACUUUAUUUCUGAUGACAGAAUGGCCACAUAACAAACAGAUAUGGCCCAAAGCCCCCCAACCAGCUUUCAUGCCUGAGGCUUAGAAUUCACCUGGUUUCUAGACUAGUACCUUAACUAAUACAUCAAACUGAAUCUCUCUUCUCAUUGGAAGCCAAAAUAACUUUAUGAGAUAAGAAGUGGCUGAUUUUGUGAAGGCAGCCUAUGAGCAUAGUUUGCUUAAACCUUUUGUUGUUGUUGUUAUUGUUAACUCAGCUUAUAUAAAUUGUAAUAUGUGAACUUUCCUUUCGUUUGCCUUUCUGCAUCUGGCAUUCUUAUUGGGCUUUGACAGUUUCUGUUUCUUGUGAUAUGCCAUUUUAAUGACAUUUCACUAAAGGGAGACAUUGAAUCGAAAAAGAGGAUUCAAACACCUGUGAUCUGUUGUCAUAAAAUCUGUCACUUUUCAACCAGUGGCAAAAGGAAAGUAGAGGUAUUUGCAAGGAUAGAACAUCAAUGGUUACAGAGAUGCCACAUGACAGGAGCCUUAGAUCUUACUCUGAAUGCAAUAUUAGCAGUAUUUGGGGGAAAGUUAGGGUAAAUGGCUUUACAUUAAAAUUUUGUGAUGCAUUGGUUUCACUUUACAAUAUGAAUGGGGAUACAAUAGCCAAACAGUCACAAAUCAGGUUGUGCAAACUUUUAGAUGCAUUUCCAGUGUGGAAAUGAGGAAAGUGCUUGAUAUAAUGUUUUAUAAAAGGAAUUAGCUUAAUUAGUAUAUUCAAAAGUGAAAAACUGUUGAGGGAUCAGAGACUAUACUGCAAUCACACAAUACUUUGAGGUUUGCAAGAGGCCUUCUGCAAACCAGGAUUUCACUGAAAGAGAAGUUUUAUUUUGUUGUUUGGAUUUUAAACUGUGAAAAUGGGAAUAGAAGGCCUCAAGAAAGCAAACUAUUUUAAUUAUUACUUGAAAAUAAUCUAACUCCUUCCAUAAGGACCCAAAAUAAUACCACAAAAAUUCUCAGAAGUCUUCUACUCACGAUUACCCUCACAUUUUUCUUAAAAAGAAAAAAAUGCAGCCAUUUUGCUGCUGAAUUUUGGAACACUAUCUCUGAGAAAACUACAAAUGUGGUGCUAAAAGUAACCAAUCAGUUGCUCUUGUUCUGUAUGGAUAUGCUAAAAUAUUGCAAUAAUUGUCCUUCCAUAGCAGAUUUCACAACAUGCAAAUGAUUUUCAUAAGUCAUCUUAAAACUUAAUGGAAAUAAAAAAGAAUCCCAUUUCCGUCACAUUCUUAGAACUGUAUUAUGGUACUCUAAUUCAAAUAUGUGUUGAGCUCAUGCUAUCUACAUUUGUGGUUACUGCACUAAAAAGGAUAUUGUAGAUAAAAAUAAAACAAGAAAACAACCUUUAUGGUUGGUUAAUGGUUUAGAGUAGCUUCUUAUAUUACAGUAGUUGGAGCUUUUAUCUGGGAAUAACAAAAUAUGAGAUGUAAAAUGUAUAGGCCAGUGCUGCCAAACCUUUUGGGUUCAGUGUGUCAAAAGUUUAGAAAAUGCCUGAUUUUGCUGGCAUGUAACCCCCUCCCACUGAACACAAGAAAAACAUUUAUAAAUUCAUUUAUUUUUUUAAAAAAAAUACAGUCCAAUCUUGUAAUCUCCAGGAUCUGCUCUGCAUCACUUACCUUCAGGCAUUGUUCCCUUUCUUUUAACUGGCCUCUGUGGCUUACCCAAAGCAGCUCUGGGUCACAUUCAUUCUUGAAGUGGUUUCAGAGAAUGCUCUUCUGCAGUGUUGCAGCUUUCAAAAACCAUGCGAAAGCAUGCUCCAUUCUUGCACAAUUUUCAGAGGGUUUGAAGGGAGUGCGAGAGUAUAGUCUGCUGGUGCAACUUCUGGAGGUUGCACGAGAACACACCCCAUUCUCACGUGGCCAUCACAGCCUCUAAUAAUCACUCGUGAAUGGGGCAUGCUUUUGUCAAGGGUUGAUAAAUGCUGGUGUGUCAUUCAAAACAUUAUCACAUGUCACUUUUGACAUAUGUGUCAUAGCUUUGCCAUCAUUGGUUGUACUACAGGUAAGAGAAGAAGUAUCUGGUAUACUACAGGUAAGAGAAGAAGAAAUAACUUUUUCUACAGUCUAGAAUUUAUUGUUAGCAAUUCAGCAGACUACAGUAUCAGUGUCACCUAAUAAGUGCAAAACUAUUAAUGUCUCCUGAAUCACUAGUUUGCCUUACAUGGAUACUUAACCAUUGUGUACAACCAUUAAAGCAGGAUUAGAUCUGCCUAUAGCCUAACCCAUGAAGACCUCUGAUUUUAUGAGAGUGAUAUCAUAAAAAUAAGGCCUGGUUUAUUGUUUCUCGGGAGUCUUUUAGAUGUUUACAAAUUUUUUUUUGUGUUUACAUUUAUAUCCCGCCCUUCUCCGAAGACUCAGGGCGGCUUACAGUGUGUAAGGCAAUAGUCUCAUUCUAUUUGUAUAUUUACAAAGUCAACUUAUUGCCCCCCCAACAAUCUGGGUCCUCAUUUUACCUACCUUAUAAAGGAUGGAAGGCUGAGUCAACCUUGGCCCUGGUGGGAUUCGAGCCUGCAAUAAUUGCAGGCUGCUGUGUUUUAAUAACAGGCUAUCUUACAGCCUGAGCCACCACGGCCCUGCCUUACUUUAUAAAUGACUGAUGUUAGCUAGCUAUCGGUCCAGAAUUGUUAGAACUGAACCUCAUCACAGAUGGUCACUAACUAGGCUUCUGUAAAUACUGGCUUCUAUCCUGCUCUCUUGGAAUAAUUAGCAAAAAGAAUAAACCAGGAGUCAGUAGCGCAAAAAGGAACUGGAUAGUUUUACUUAAGAAUGUAAUAGUGUGUUGGAUUGUGCCUAAAAUAGAACAGUCAGCAUAGACUGCUUCAACCUGUCUGAAUCUAUUUUUAAUACUCUAGUCUAAACCAUGUGGUAAAACCACAACCUUUCACGUUUUACAUCUGGAAGAACUAAAGCCACAGCAUGAUUUCUGUGGCUAUGAACUAAUAUGAUUGGCUAGCCUUAUUGGCACUAAAAUCUAAUGCCCCCACUGAUAACUUGGAAGGAUUGAACACUCACAAAAGGGAAUGUUACGGUGGACAGUUCAUUUAGAAGGUGGGCCUCGAAGAGUAAACCACGCUGCUGUGGCUGUUGGACAUAAAGUCUACUCUUUUGGUGGUUACUGUUCUGGUGAAGAUUAUGAGACUCUACGACAGAUUGAUGUUCAUGUAUUUAAUGCAGUCUCUCUGCGCUGGACCAAACUACCACCAGUGUGGACGAACAGCAGGGACCAUGUGAGAGAAGUUCCUUACAUGAGAUAUGGGCAUUCUGCGGUGCUGAUUGAUGACACUAUCUACAUCUGGGGAGGCCGUAAUGAUACGGAGGGAGCCUGCAAUGUAUUAUAUGCCUUUGACGUCAGCACACACAAGUGGUUCACUCCAAAAGUUUCUGGAAUGGUUCCAGGAGCAAGGGAUGGACAUUCAGCAUGUGUCUUGGGAAAGAGCAUGUAUAUUUUUGGAGGAUAUGAGCAACUGGGAAAUCUUGAAGAAUUAAAUUCAAGAGUUUUCUUGUCUGGGAAUAAGGCUGAUUGUUUUUCAAAUGACAUCCACAAACUUGACAGUAGCAACAUGAUGUGGAGUUUGAUCUGCACUAAGGGCACACCAGCUCGAUGGAGAGAUUUCCAUUCAGCUACAAUAAUUGGGACAAAGAUGUAUGUGUUUGGGGGAAGAGCAGAUCGCUUUGGGCCAUUCCAUUCCAACAAUGAGAUUUACUGUAACCGAAUCAAAGUAUUUGACACAGACACAAACUCUUGGCUGGAUUCUCCUCCCACUCCUCUUCUCCCUGAAGGCAGACGAAGUCAUUCAGCAUUUGGCUACAAUGGAGAACUAUAUAUAUUUGGUGGCUAUAAUGCACGCCUGAACAGACACUUCCAUGACCUUUGGAAAUUUGAUCCAGUCUCUUUUACCUGGAAGAAAAUUGAACCCAAAGGGAAAGGGCCAUGUCCUCGCCGUAGACAGUGCUGCUGUAGGGUAGGGGACAAGAUCAUCCUCUUUGGGGGCACCAGCCCAUCUCCAGAAGAAGGCAUGGGAGAUGAAUUUGAUCUGAUGGAUCACUCAGACUUGUACAUCUUAGACUUCAGUCCCAGCUUAAAAACGCUUUGUAAACUGGCAGUGAUCCAGUACAAUCUGGACCAGUCUUGCCUCCCUCAUGAUAUAAGAUGGGAGCUUUCAGCAAUGACAACUAAUAGCAACAUCAGCCGUCCAAUUCUCUCUUCUCAUGGAUAAUAUGGUGUCAUGCUCCUGGCUGCCUUCAACUCCUUGCCUUGCAAAUGUCACCUUCUGUCUUCCUCCCUGUGCAUGAAAGUUCAGCUUAUUCAAAAAAAAAAAAAAAGAGCACUACUUCAACACAAAGAUCUCUUUACUGACCAAUAUUGGGAAGGUUCUUUUUGCCUAUCCCACUGCCACACUAGUUGCAGCUAUAACUUUGCCAAAACCUUGAUUUAAAGAUAGCAUGCACGCAGAAUCAGAUAAUGCAUACUACAAAAAAGAACGCCAGAUGUGUUUUUGCUCUCAUAGCUGAAGGUUACAUCUGACAGCCAUCUACUGGUAUAGUAUCUUUUCAUUUAAUAGAGUCAAAAGAAAUAUAAAUCUCAGGACUGUUACAAGACCAGCAUAUAUUUCAUAUGCGCUACAGAAUCAAAGGUGAACAAAGCAAGGACUCAUCAGAAUUCAGCUUCUCUAUGUCUCAGCAAUUUUGAGUGCCUAGCUCUCAGUAUUAAUGUAAGAACUGAACUGGUGCCCUAUCUUAAGCCGUUUUCUUUGCUUCUCUGAGCACAGAAAAUAAUUGCCUAGUCUUAUACAUUUUGGGGGUUGACCAGCUUGUUUUCUGCAAUGAGCACCUGGACGAUCUCCAUAUGAUACUUAAGUACUUGCCACCUUUACAGUGGUAGAGAUCAGAGUCUUCAGCGGAAGAAAGUAGGAUGAGGACUAUCUGGCCAAGCAAGGAGUGGCAUCCAACAUUCUGUAAGACUGAAUCAUAUUUUUUUUCUGCGUGUUAUGGGAGUAUUCAUCACAAGAUCUGAAAUGCUAUCACCCAGUUUAAUAUGUAUAAGCAAAAGCUCUGAAUUUAUAAAUACCAGGGUGGGGGAAGACAAACUGUGUCAGUACUUUAUAUGGCUAGAGGACAAGUGAUGGACUGAUGCAGAGGGUAUGAGGAUUUAGAGUCUGCAGCCCACAAAGUAAGACUCUAAUUGAAAAAAAUUGUAUAAAUUAGUGGCUAAAAGGAGGUGAGCUGGAGUGUUAUCAGUUCAAAUCUUGGUGUGGCCAUGGACUUGCUAAACACUGCCGGGCAAGCCACCCUUGGUUUCAGCCUCACAUCAGAAAUAUAGGAGUAACACUUUCUUGCCAUAUGGGAAUAUUGUAACAAUUACAAUAUACAAUAAGUGAAAUGUUUUGAAUAUUCAAAAGUGCUAUAUAAAUGCUGCGUAUUUAUUAAAAUUGGGUUUCUUCAUUA
This is a messenger RNA of Ahaetulla prasina, 7461 nucleotides long. It is a transcript of the gene KLHDC3, whose product is annotated as kelch domain containing 3. The coding region runs from base 5037 to 6233 and encodes 398 amino acids. Gene Ontology annotation, molecular function: chromatin binding; protein binding. The record is from RefSeq and is a predicted model, not a curated record. Lineage: Eukaryota; Metazoa; Chordata; Lepidosauria; Squamata; Colubridae. Gene Ontology annotation, cellular component: cytoplasm. The transcript has 12 exons.